UUAUAUUUGAACUUUAUUGGUGACUGUCGUGUUGGUAUUAUUAAAUGGGAAUUGCAAUCAGAUGAUUAUAACGAUAUUCUUGUGAUUAGUUAUAUCUUGAUUACUUGUCGAUAAAUUAUCUGAUUAGCGACCUAUUUAGUUUUAUGCAUUGAUAGUAUUCGGUUAUACAUUUUGUAUGCGUGAAUAAUGAACUUGUCGUUUGCGGGUUGUGGUUUUCUUGGUAUUUACCAUGUUGGUGUUGCUGUGUGUUUUAAAAAAUAUGCUCCUCAUUUAUUGUUAGGAAAAAUAUCCGGUGCUUCAUUUGGUGCUAUAUCAGCCUGUGCACUUCUUUGUGAUAUUCCUAUAGGUGAAAUAACUAGUGAUGUGCUAAGGAUAGUGGGAGAAGCGAGGGCUGGGUCUCUUGGACCAUUCAGUCCCUCCUUUAACAUUCAGAAUGUGCUCCUGGCGAGCAUGCAGAGGCAUUUGCCUCCUGAUGUGCAUAAAUUAGUUAGCGGCAGACUACACAUCUCACUCACCAGGGUCUACGAUGGCAAGAAUGUCAUCGUUUCAGAGUUUCCUACAAGGGAAGACCUCUUGCAAGCAUUGCUGGCAUCGUGUUUCGUGCCAGUGUUCAGCGGGAUGCUGCCGCCUCGGUUCCAUGGCGUGCGCUAUAUGGACGGCGGCUUCAGCGACAACCUGCCCGUUCUCGACGAGAACACUGUAACUGUCAGCCCCUUCUGCGGAGAGAGCGACAUUUGCCCGCGCGAUCUUAGCUCGCAGCUGUUUCACGUGAACUUGGCAAACACAAGUAUCGAGUUAUCGAAACAGAACAUUAACCGAUUCGCGCGCAUCUUAUUCCCGCCGAAGCCGGAGGUUCUAAGCAACAUGUGUAAGCAGGGCUUCGAUGAUGCGCUUCGUUUCCUGCAUAGAAAUAACUUGAUCUCUUGCACCCGCUGUCUCGCUGUACAGACCACAUUCCAGUUGCAAGAUGUACUCGACGAUAGUUACGAACACGACCCCGAGUGUGAAGAAUGUAAAACGCAUAGACAGGACGCGUUAGUGGACGACCUUCCGGACACGGUGAUGACCAUCUUCCAGAAUGCGAUCGACUCAGCCAACAGCGGGCUGGCGAGCUGGUUGCUGCGCAGGCGCGGCAUGCGCUGCAUCUCCCUCAUGACGCUGCCCUACAGGGUCCCGGUUGACAUUCUCUAUGCCACCUUCACCAAAUUCGUAACCAGUACGCCGAAGAUGAGCAAAUCAUUGUGGCGAUUGAGCUGGAGCUUGCUACGUCAGCUGCACGCGUUCGUCUACUCCGCCCACGAUCGCUCUGAUGCAGCCGCGAGGAUAUAUUACAAGCUCGCCCUAGAAGCUAAGAAGGACACAGAAGACUACAGAUUGGACAGAAGACGUGCAAGUGAAGUCAGGGUGAGUUACGGGGACGUGGUGGCAGAUUCUGACACUUUCGAACAUAUCCUCAACGUGACAGCACAUAAUGACGCACUGCUGGCUUACUACUAUCUGGAUAGCGAUAACAAGAUGAAGAUGACAGAGAUCUACGACGUGACAGACGCGGACACUGAGGCGGUGCAGUCGCCCACCGAGCGUGACCUCAACAAACAGCUCGAGUUCGACAACGACUGGUCCUCGGACCUCAUCGCCAACGAAGAUGAACUCGAUCUGGAUAAUUUAGACGAUGAUCUGCUGGAUCGCAACAUCUUCUCGGACCCUGAGAGCGAGUGGACCGCUCAGAGAUCGUAUUCCAGCUCCGACGGUGACCAACCAGAGUCCGAUAGAAGGAUCGAGAACUUCACAGCAUUUGAAGAUAACUGAUUAUUGGAGCACAUAGACUGCGAGCGGCUGGCAAAGACAGUGACGAAACGAGCGGUCAUUUUGACCAACUUCAUGCUGACCAACCUCAUGGAAGCGAUCAAUCAGAUGUUGGUAGACACCACGCUAUUGUCCACACUGCACCUCGAGGGCUUGCCGCUCAAGAUACCAUACUUAAAUCCAUUCUGUGAGGCCGUGUUAUCCAAUAAUUCCCUCCAACAUCUGUAUCUGCCGCGGUGUCUAAUCGGCGACGCAGGCUGCCUGGCCGUCUGCAAGGCAGUGCGCUGUCUGCCCAACAUCCUCACCUUGGAUCUAUCAGGGUGUGACAUUACGCCGCAAGGCGCCAGCUACUUGGCUGAUUUGUUGAAAUAUCAGAAGAUUCAUCGGUACAGCGAGAACUGGGUGCAGACGCUGCGGUACCGGCUGCCGCAGCUGGACGCGAUGGCUGGUCUUCGCCGCCUCACACUGUGCGGCAACACGCAACUCACAGAUCGGGGUUUCGCCACGCUUGCCGAUGUACUCGCCGACGACUUGUGGAUCAAAGCGUUGGACGUUCAGAACUGCGGUCUGAGCGAGCAGAGCGGCGCGCUGGCGCUGCGCAUGCUGCAGUCCAACACGACGCUGGUGGUGCUGGAUGUACGCCACAACGAGCAACUGGGCGCCGACUGCGCCGCCAAGCUGCGCGCUGCGCUGCGCAACAAUGAGCGCAAUGCGGGCGAGGGGGGACAGUACUCGUGGUUAGCCAGUAAUUCCAGCGAUGGAAGAUCAAUUAAAUCAGUAGCAAAUAAGAAUGGUAUGGUGAAGGACCGAGGCGUGUCCAACGUGCGAAAUAUUCCUAAUAAAUAUAAUAACAAAGCAAACAUAGUGAAGAAAGAGAAAGACUACGCGGAAAUUCUGGAGGAGCAGCUGCAGGAGGAGAUCUCGCAUCGGCAACAGCUCGAGGAGUUGAACCUGCAGCUGGUCAGCCAGAUGAAGCAGCUAAAACAGCACCAGGUGCGGCUCUGGGCAAACGCCGCCAACUCCUCGGGAUCGGAGCAGUCUCUGGCGCCAAGCACGGUGUCGGGCGAACUGUCGAGCAGUUCAGGCUCCUCGCUGUCGGUGCCCAUAGAGCAGAGCACGCUCUCCUAUAUACAGCAGGCCUUCAAGGAUAUAUACGCCUUUAUUAAGAACAACCAGUGCCAUGGGCAAUGCGUUAGAGAGACAUCUCAGAUAGCGGAGGUGACAGAGCCGGACUCUGAGCAGAGUGAGCCGCGCGCGCCCGUGCCGCCCAAGAAGGCGCAGAGUACGCACGCCAAGCUCACAGACAGCGACAUAGCCAAGAAGAUGACCAAGUCCGCGCACUUGCUGGGCGACGCGCACUACCUGAGGGACAGACUCGAAGCGGCCGUUUGUCCGAACAUGUUCGAGAGGCAAAUGGGAGACACGAGAGACGUUUGCUCAGAUGACAAGGACGAAUUCGACGAUAAUAUGACGACGCAGAAAAAAGGGAAGAAGGAGCGCAGCGCGGACAGCAGUGUGGUAAGCGUGGUUAGCGACUCGUCAGACACGCUGGUGUGUUCUCCGUGCGGUCGCCACGUCCCCAACCCGCGCGACGCCCUCGCCUCCUCAGACGACAGCGACUGACUGACGUCCGACAAACACUUUUGUACCGCACUUUUACGAAGAUUAA
This is a messenger RNA of Papilio machaon (common yellow swallowtail), 3475 nucleotides long. RefSeq lists its product as uncharacterized. NCBI's taxonomy places the organism in Eukaryota, Metazoa, Arthropoda, Insecta, Lepidoptera, Papilionidae. The record is from RefSeq and is a predicted model, not a curated record. Gene Ontology annotation, molecular function: protein binding; triacylglycerol lipase activity. Gene Ontology annotation, cellular component: cytoplasm; lipid droplet; membrane. Gene Ontology annotation, biological process: triglyceride catabolic process; lipid homeostasis. The transcript has 20 exons.